AUGACACAGGAUUACAAGGAAGAUAGUCCUACAUCUACAGAAUUGGAGACAAAUGUCGAUGAAGUAGAAAGUACUGGUACUUUUGAAUCUGAACUCAGGCAAAGAAAACAACCUACAGAAACACCUUCUUCAACACCACCACCUCCACCAACAGUAAAGAAAACACCACGGAAUGGUAAGAAGAAGAGACCAUUUAUAAAUGUUGCUCCAUUAAAUACCCCUUUAUCUCAUAGACUUGAAACGUUGGCAGUUGUUUGGCAUUGUGUAAGUAUUCCAUUCUUUAUUUGCUUGUUUUUGUUGACAGUUUCUAUGGGGAUAUUGGGAUGGGUCUUCAUCAUUUUCCCUUAUUUCAUCUGGUGGUAUGGAUUUGAUUUACAUACUCCAUCUAAUGGGAAAGUUGCUUAUCGUGUUCGUAAUUCUUUUAAGAAUUUUAUACUUUGGGAUUGGUUUGUGAAAUAUUUCCCUAUUGAAGUACACAAGACGGUUGAUUUGGAACCUACAUUUAGUGAGAUCCCAGUAGAUGAUAGCAGUGACAGUUCUGAUGAUGAUGAUGAACAAGAUUUGGUGUCUGAACACAGCAGAACUAAAGUUGAUAAGAUCUUUAAGUUUUUUGGUUUAAAGAAACGUUUGAAUGAUACUGCUCUGGGGAAACCGGAAAUAUUUAAAAAAGCUCCUAUUGGUCCCAGAUAUAUUUUUGGAUACCACCCUCAUGGUGUCAUUUCUAUGGGUGUUGUAGGAUUAUUUGCUAAUAAUGCAUUAAGAAAUGAACCAUACACUCCAAUUUCGAAAUGGUUGAAGCCAUUUUUCCAUGAUAGUUCGAAGGGUGAGAGAUUAUUUCCUGGUAUUGGUAAUAUUUUCCCAUUGACUCUUACAAACCAGUUUGCCCUUCCAUUUUACCGUGAUUACUUAAUGUCUUUGGGAAUAACAAGUGCAUCAGCAAGAAAUAUAAGAAGUUUGAUUAACAAUGGUGAUAAUUCAGUUUGUCUAGUAGUUGGGGGUGCACAAGAAUCAUUACUUAACAACAUGAUUGCCAAACAUGCUAGAGUUGGAUAUGGUUAUAAAGAAAGUUUAGAUAUUCAUGGUGAUGAAUCUGAAGAAGAAGAAGAAGAAGAGGAAAACGAAAAGAGUAAACUAGACAAGUCUAAGUCAAAACGUGAAGUUCAACUUGUAUUGAAUAAACGUAAAGGAUUUGUCAAGUUAGCUAUUGAAUUGGGUAAUGUUGCUUUGGUUCCAAUAUUUGCCUUUGGUGAAGCUGAUGUUUAUCGUUUGGCACAACCUGCUCCUGGAUCAUUUUUGUAUAAAUUCCAACAAUGGAUGAAGGCCACUUUUCAUUUCACAAUCCCAUUAUUUAGUGCUCGUGGGGUAUUUAUUUAUGAUUUUGGAUUAUUACCAUUUAGAAAUCCUAUAAACAUUUGUGUUGGUAGACCAGUUUAUAUUCCACCCAAUGUAUUAAAAGAAUACAAACAAGAACAUCCUGAAGAAUUUGCUGAAGAAGAAUCAGCUAGUGUGCCAAUGAAAAAGAGUGGAUCAAUUACUGAUAUGUUUAAAUCAGGUGAAAAGAAGGUUAAAACAUCAUCAAUUAAAACCAAAAUCCCACCAGCAUUACUAGACAAGUAUCAUAAACUAUAUGUGGAUGAAUUGAAGAGAGUCUAUGAAGAGAAUAAAGAUAAAUUUGGUUACGGCGAUGUUGAAUUAAACAUUGUAGAGUAA
Molecule: messenger RNA, 1710 nt
Organism: Candida tropicalis MYA-3404
Lineage: Eukaryota; Fungi; Ascomycota; Pichiomycetes; Serinales; Debaryomycetaceae
Product: diacylglycerol O-acyltransferase
Exons: 1
Coding region: 1-1710 (569 amino acids)
Biological process (GO): triglyceride biosynthetic process
Cellular component (GO): endoplasmic reticulum membrane
Molecular function (GO): diacylglycerol O-acyltransferase activity
Source: RefSeq, a predicted model, not a curated record